GUCCGCUCCCCGCCGAUCCACCGAAUAUUUGCCGGCGCGAGCUUCAACUUCACGGCUUGCUGUUGCCAGCUCAGGAGGUUUUGCAACUUGCGUCGUUGAGCUCGCAACAAAGCCAAUUGACUGUCAUGUCGAACCCAACCCCUCACUUCUGGGCCGGCCCCUUGCGAUACUGCCGAUGGGCAGCCCGAGAGCGACCCGCCUACUUCUGGUCCAUCAUCGUCGGCGGCGCUGGUCCUGCCAUGCUCGUCACCGUGCCGCCCAUCAAUGAGAGAUUGGGCUACAAGCGAGCGCCACCUAUUCCCUUGACGUAUCCAAUUCCGCCAGGCCCGAGAAAGACGUUGAGCGGGUAUGACGAUUGAGGAACAAGGGCCGGUGGACAGAACCUGAAUCAGUAUUGGAGUGGUGGAUAUGGUCAUGGCCUCGAAAAACAUGAACAUGGAGGGUACGCAAAUGUAUAUAUCAAGAAGGCCCCCCUACCCCCACACCGACAUGGUCGAUGACAUAGACCGAUCAAUACCGGCAAUACCGGAAUAGCGAGGCUACUUGUAUCACCAAAAUCACAGUAAAUUCAUCA
Messenger RNA from Pseudomassariella vexata, 574 nucleotides. RefSeq lists its product as uncharacterized. NCBI's taxonomy places the organism in Eukaryota, Fungi, Ascomycota, Sordariomycetes, Amphisphaeriales, Pseudomassariaceae. Bases 126 to 359 code for a protein of 77 amino acids. The transcript has 3 exons. The record is from RefSeq and is a predicted model, not a curated record.